ACGCGGCGGCCAGACUCGGCAUGGAUAUUGUGGGCUUGCUCGCGAUAGGCGCUUUCGGCGCUAUGAUGUGUAUGUAAUGGAAGCUAUACUUGUCUUGUCUUGUCUUGUCAUGUCUUGCGCAGGAGUUGGUCUGGUUGGGUAUGGGUAUGCGGCGUAUUGGGUAGUCGGCCGGGCCUCGCAGGCAUUCAGGCGUUCGCGGAUUCGGCCUGCGGAAAACGGGUGGCGUUACAGCUCGACGACCAGCAGCGCUGCGUCGCGAAAAUGAUGAACGCGCGCAAAGGUGACGUAGCAUUUGUCCCUUGGACCCAGUUGCAGAUGUUGCAGCAACAAGACCAUCUCUUCUUGCUCACCUCCCAGCCAUCUCCCGAACCAACCCAGCAUCAACCCACCCCCUCGCAAAAUUCCGCCCACUCCCCAACAACACCGCCACCCACCACACCCUGCCCACCCACUUAUCAUACCACAUCUCGGAGUCCAGCCCCAACCUCUUCCUCCUCCCAACCACAGCCCUCCUGACGCCCUCCUCCACCAGCACCGCAAACCCAUUCUCAACGAAGAAAGUCGCCUCCCCUCUCGCCCUCACCCAGCUGCCAGCCAACACACUCCUCACACUAAAACUAUGCACCACCGCUGAACUCAAAAACCCGCCCACAAUCUUCCCGAAAUCCGCUCGCUCAUCGUCCCGUUUACCCGUAAGCUUCCUUUCGACCCACUCACCAGGCCAGACCCCAUACACGAGGAACAACCGUGCGAACAAGCGAUGCCACCCGUACGCCCAAAAGCGACGAACGGAGGUGAUACGCCAGAUCGGCGUUGUGUAGAGCGGCGGGAAAAAGGCAA
Baudoinia panamericana UAMH 10762 is the source of this 840-nucleotide messenger RNA. RefSeq lists its product as uncharacterized. Bases 262 to 516 code for a protein of 84 amino acids. The transcript has a single exon. The record is from RefSeq and is a predicted model, not a curated record. NCBI's taxonomy places the organism in Eukaryota, Fungi, Ascomycota, Dothideomycetes, Mycosphaerellales, Teratosphaeriaceae.